Molecule: messenger RNA, 972 nt
Organism: Scaptodrosophila lebanonensis
Lineage: Eukaryota; Metazoa; Arthropoda; Insecta; Diptera; Drosophilidae
Exons: 1
Coding region: 63-626 (187 amino acids)
Source: RefSeq, a predicted model, not a curated record
CUCUUAAGCCCCAACGGACGUCCACACUCGAGUGGCUCGCGCGCGUGCCUUUUGUUUUCGAAAUGUUUCAAAAGCGCUUAGUGGAAAUAUUUACACUGGUCUUUUACUGGCUGGUGGCCAUGAAAUGGAUAUACGCGUAUGUCAGCGAAAAGAAAUGGGUCGAAUAUAGCCUAGACCAUAUGGGUAAUACCGUCUACACCCACGGUCUAUUCCUGCUCGCCGUUAUUGUCGGUUAUGUGGUGCUCUAUCGCAUGGUCAUGUUCACGUACAUGAAGUGCAAGGUGUGUGAUAUAAAAAUGUGGCACGAUCUGAAGAAGAUGAAGGAGGAUCCGGAGGCACAGUUGUCGAGGAAAACCGAAUACAAGCCCGUCCACAAUGUCGAUGUCGUCGAUGGCCACAAGAUGAUACGCACCAUUAGCAGUCCGCUGCUGGUCGAAAGGGAUCUGGCCAUGAUACAUACCAAGCACGAGACCCGGCCCCUCCGCAGCAAUACAUUGCGCGCAGCUCCCCCCGUCCCGCCAACGCCACCUGGCAUGGCCCGCAAGCUGAGUCUGGGGGUGAUUGUAACGCCAGACAGGCUCGAGAGCGCGCCCCUGAAGAAGUUCGCAUCGGAGGGCACCAUCUAGAGGACACUAUCUAGAAGACACUAUCUAGAGGACACUAUCUAGAGGACAUUAGUGUGUCGCGCGCGUGUGUUUUGUAGUCCAGUAUUAAGUUAUAAGUCAAGAGACCAAAGAAUUCAAACGACUUUCAGAUCCUGUGAUCGAUUAUUAAUUUUUAAAUGUGCGAUCGUCCAUUUCGAAUUGCAAUAAUUUAAGUAGCGAAAUUUUGUCCGCGGACCCGAAUAUAUUAUAUUUAUUAUACAAGUACAUAUGUACAAUAAUGUGCUAUCGAAAUUAUUAUUUAUUAUAUAAAUACAUAUAGAUGUACGUGUGUAAUUACAGUUAAGUUUUUGUGGUUUUUGUCCCAACG